Blumeria graminis f. sp. triticale is the source of this 513-nucleotide messenger RNA. The record is from the annotation of a GenBank genome assembly. NCBI's taxonomy places the organism in Eukaryota, Fungi, Ascomycota, Leotiomycetes, Helotiales, Erysiphaceae.
AUGGUUGUGUAUAGCUUCUACAUUUUUGAUCGACACACCGAGUGCAUCUACUCGCGUCUCUGGGUGCGCCAGAAUCGGGCGAAGCCGAGUACCAGUAACCCAGGCGCGCGCGGCCUUUCCACUGCCGCCGUUACUCUCAGUAAUCCAGACCCAGCCCGCGCGCGCCCAGCGCGCCUCUCAGCUAAAGAUGAUGCUAAGCUUAUUUUCGGUACAAUUUUCUCGCUGCGCAACAUGGUACGUAAACUUGGUGGGCCCGACGAUAGCUUCAUUAGUUAUCGCACUGGCCAAUACAAGCUGCACUACUACGAGACCCUUACCAGUCUCAAAUUUGUUAUGCUUACAGAUAUAUCAAUGCUGAGCAUGCGAAAUGUUCUGCAUCAAAUUUAUGUCAAUCUUUACAUCGAGUUUGUGGUUAAAAAUCCACUUAGUCCCGUCGAACACAAAGGCGGAGAGGGUGUAGCUAAUGAGCUAUUUGAGCUAGCUUUGGAUCAAUUCAUCAAGGGAGUAUCAUAA